AUGGGCGAGUUCAAGGGUGAAUUUGCUCCUUUCGUGGUUCUUGCAUUUUUUCUUUCAUUUAACAUUCUUCUCUUGGUUCACGGCCAGCUAUUGCCUAUAGUCAGUGAUCAUGGUGAAAACAUUAGCCAAAUCAAAACAUAUAUUGUUCACGUUUUGAAGCCGGAGGGUUCAAAUUUCUUGGGUGCAGAGGAUUUAGAGAAUUGGCACAAGUCCUUUUUACCCAACACUACUCUUGAUACAGGGGAGCCGCGGUUGCUUUUCUCAUAUAAAGAAGCCAUCAGUGGGUUUGCAGCAAGAUUAACACCUGAAGAAGUGAGAGAUAUGGAGAAGAUGGAUGGAUUUCUCCGUGCCAAUCCGAGCAAGGCUCUUCACCUCCAAACAACCUAUACUCAUGACUUCCUAAAUUUGAGCACUUCAUUUGGAGUUUGGUCCACAAGCAACUCAUUUUACGGUGAGGGGAUCAUCAUUGGCGUGUUGGAUACAGGGAUUUACAUGCCCCAUCCUUCCUUUGAUGACACAGGAAUGCCUCCCCGCCCAGCAGGAUGGAACGUGAGUUGUUACCUCCAAACACCUUGCAAUGAUAAAGUCAUUGGGGGUAUAGACAAAGCAAUUCAAGAUGGGGUGCAUAUCCUCCAAAUGUCCUUUGGGUUACCACCUCUCUACUUGCCUAUUUCCCUUGAUGAGGAUGACGUUGCUAUUGCCACGUACUCAGCAAUGCAUAAGGGUAUCUUUCCAUGCACAGCUGCUGGUAACAGUGGCCCAGACCCGGAGACAUUGAGUCACGCUGCUCCAUGGGAUAUGGUCAUCGGUGCAACAACUACAGAUCGAAGAAUAAGUAGAGCAACUGUGACACUCGGCAAUGGGACUCAAUUCCACGGAGAAAGCGCCUACCAACCCAAUAUGGUUACUGACAAAUUUCUUCCCCUUGUUUUUCCAGGCAGCAAUGGACGAUUUAGACAACUAUAUUGCUUGAAUAAUUCGUUAAAUGGCAUCGAUGUUAGAGAUAAGAUUGUGAUGUGUGAUGUUGGAAAUUUAGAUAACAUCGAAAAGAUUAUAUUAUUUCAAACUCUACACCCUACGGCAAAAGAUCACCUUGGUGGAACAAUAUUUGAUAUUCGGCCAUCUCCAGCAUUGGCCUACUUCUCAUCCAGAGGCCUGGUCAGGUAUAAUGGAAACAAUGUGAAGCUAGAUGUCACUGCACCUGGAGUAAAUAUUUUAUCUGCAUGGCCAGUAGAAGUUGGGCUUUUCCUGUCUGGUCUAAAAAUAAAGCCAUUCAACUUUGAAAGUGGCACAUCCAUGGCCACGCCUCAUGUUUCCGGAAUUGUGGCACUUAUUAUGAGCAAGUUGAAAAACGACAACAAACGUCAAUGGUCAACAUCAGAGAUCCAAUCAGCACUCAUCACCACAACCGACACAUUCGAUUUAGAUGGAAAACCAAUCUAUGAUGAAGCAACUUUGAGCGGCAGUGCCAACAUUCUCCAACGGGGAGCAGGACAAGUCAAUGUGAUGAAUGCCAUGGAUCCAGGUCUCGCUCUACAACAUUGA
Dioscorea cayenensis subsp. rotundata (Guinea yam) is the source of this 1545-nucleotide messenger RNA. Its product is annotated as subtilisin-like protease 4. NCBI's taxonomy places the organism in Eukaryota, Viridiplantae, Streptophyta, Magnoliopsida, Dioscoreales, Dioscoreaceae. The transcript is spliced from 3 exons. The coding region runs from base 1 to 1545 and encodes 514 amino acids. Gene Ontology annotation, biological process: proteolysis. Gene Ontology annotation, molecular function: serine-type endopeptidase activity. The record is from RefSeq and is a predicted model, not a curated record.